CCUGCUGUUCGCAUUUUCACCAGCGCUAACUUCUAAAAGGCAUUGCAAACGCUCGGUCUUGUCAACAAUCGCUCGCUUUUAUGACCCGCUUGGUCUUAUUGGUCCGAUUAUUUCAAAGGCAAAGAUAUUUCUUCAGCAACUUUGGAGGGAAAGGCUCGAUUGGGAUGAAAGCUUACCUACAUCAUUGGAUUCAGCGUGGAGUAGCUUGUGUGCCGAUCUUGGACGCGUAUCAAAACUUAAAUGUCCUCGGUUGUCAAUCCUUCCAAAGGGUGUUGUCGAGGUUCAUGGCUUCAGCGAUGCCAGCGUCGAUGCGUAUGGAGCUUGUUUAUACGUAGUAUCCGGUAAUGAGGAACAGAAGCAGGUGAAUUUACUUUGCUCGAAGUCGCGUAUAGCGCCUCUCAAGACUCCCACAGUACCUAAGCUGGAGCUCUGCGGUGCGGCAUUACUGGCCCAGCUCAUUCACGAGGUGGCUAAAAUGGAACAUUUUACAUGCUCUUUUUAUUGUUGGUCGGAUCAGCAGUCGCGCUAUCAUGGAUCCAUGACGAACCAUCAAGGUUCCAGGUUUUCGCAGCUAAUCGCAUAAGCACCAUUCAAGAGUUGACGGCAGGGAUGGAGUGGCGCUAUGUGCCCACCAAGCUUAAUCCCGCUGAUAUUCUUUCUAGAGGUGCAUCCCCUAGU
Messenger RNA from Rhagoletis pomonella (apple maggot), 678 nucleotides. RefSeq lists its product as uncharacterized. The record is from RefSeq and is a predicted model, not a curated record. Gene Ontology annotation, molecular function: nucleic acid binding. Lineage: Eukaryota; Metazoa; Arthropoda; Insecta; Diptera; Tephritidae. Gene Ontology annotation, biological process: DNA integration.